AAAUGGUUGAUGAUUUGUACUUCCGGUUGAAAAUGCACUAUUUUUAGAGAAACAUGGACAGAUUAUUCGAUAUUAGCAGAUUUCCAGAUCCUGGAUCAGUUGUUUUGACGAUUUUUUAUUUCCCAUUUGGACUUGUUCUAGUUAUUAUUAGAUUAUUCAUAGCACUUCAUGGUUUGUUGGUGUCAUGUAUAUUGCCAAAGUCAGCUGCUACCAGCUUCAUUUUGAAAUCAAUUUUUGCUGUUGUUGGAAUACACAUUAUGGUACAAGAAGACAAAAGAGAUGAAAAGAAAAAAGCAAAAAUACUUGUAGCAAAUUAUAUUUCACAUUUGGAUCACAUGAUCAUUGAUUUCAUACAGCCUUGCCAUGCACCAGAUUAUCAAGGACUGUCAGGGUUUGAACAGUGGAUAUUUGCAUAUAAAAACUUUGGUAUUUCAAAAGGCACAGACACCUUUGAAAAAAAUAUUAAAGAAUAUGUUACAGAUGACAGCAAUAAAUUUCCAGUCCUUCUCUGGCCAGAGAAAACAACUACAAAUGGCAGAAAAGGUUUAUUAAAAUUUGACAAAUUUCCAUUUAGUUGUAGCAGUAUUAUUCAACCAAUGACAAUACAAGCGACUAGAUGGCCACUGGAUGUCAAAGUGACAACAUUGACCAGCAAUAGGUGGACAGAUUUUUUCUGGAGCAUGUUUUUUCCAUACACAAUUUUUAAAAUUAAAAUUUUACCAGCAAUGGAGAAAUCUGCAGAUGAGUCUGUUGAGGAGUUUGCUGACAGAGUACGGGAAAAACUAUCCUCAACUUUAAACGUUAGAAUGACAGAUUAUACUUUUGAAGAUAAAGAAAAAUAUAUUAAACAAUUAGACAGUGAGAGUAAACAAAAAAAAGCUUCUAGUAACAAAAGAACUAAGCCUAAUCCUGCAGAAUUAGCAGAGGUGUCCAAAAUGGCACAACAAGUCAAAGAAGUAUUACCUGAUACACCUUUAUCUGUAAUAGAGAAAGAUCUAUUGAAAACAAAAGAUAUUGAUAGAACCAUAUCUAACAUAUUAGAAGGUAAAAUAGUAAUACCUCGUAAUGCUUCUGAUAGCAGCAUUCUGACAGUACCCUCCAGUAUUCCUGAAGUAUCACAAGAAAUCAGAGAUAAAGUCAACACACAAGUAUCUCCAGCACAACAGAAAUACAGUGCCCAUUAUUUCCCUAAAUCUUCUAGUGAUAGACAUCAGUCAUUUGAGGAGAGAAAGAAAAUUAUGAUAGAAACUGCUAGACAGAGAUACAUAGAAAAACAUGGACUACACUGACAUAUCUUUAUUACUUUUGUUUUAUUAUCAUCAUUCAUGAGAAGAGUUGCCAUUGACAUAUUGGCUGAUAUUUAUGCAAUUGAUGUAUAGACAAAAUAUUCUGUAGAAUGUUUUAGAAAAUUCAGUGAAAUGGGAAAGUAAUUAUCAUAUAGUGAAUCAUUACAGACAAUAUGGUUUUCAUGUGACAAUUGACUGUGUAUGGACUAUGUGUAAAACAUUUUACACACUGUGUUAACAUCAAUCUUAUAUUUUGACAUCAUUCAGAGAUGUUCAAUUGUUUUUAUUUGUUGAACCUAUAUUAUUGUUUUUCUUCUGUUCCAAUAAUAUACAUGUGUUGAAAUUCCUUAGGAUUAUAGAAAAGUUUAUUGAAAGAGAAGAAUAAUUUAUCAUUACAGAAAAUAUUGGUUUUAUAUUUUUCAGUUAAUCUAUAAUGUGAAAAUAAUUUAAUCAUAUGAUUGUUGUUUAUCAAAUUCAGUUUAAAGGCCCUAUAUCAAAAAUGCUUUAAGUGUCCCUCAUUGGUUUGUUUUUCAAACUUUAUUAAUGACCCAUACAAUUUUACCCUUGCCCUUUAUUCUAUCAUUCAAAGGUGUAACAACUGUCUGCCCUUCUUUGUUGUUUACAGCUAUCAGACUUGCCAACUAUCCCAAUUUAUGGGGGAUAUGUCCAAUGGGAGGGGUUGGCCUGACUAUUUAAAUCCUCUAUUAUGUGAACUUUAUACAAAUAGUUAUUCAAAUGAGUUUAAUGGCAUUUAAGUACAUAUAUCUAUACUACUGAAAUAACGAGGUCCAAUUUGUUAGUCGGCAUAACGCAAAAACGACGAAUCAAUCAAUUCAACUUUAGAUAUAACUAAUAUAGUACAAUGGUGUUGAUUAAUAAAAAUGACACCAUCCCAGGCCCUUUUGUUUUCCACAUAAUCAAUAUUACCAAUAAUUAACAAGUUCUUAGUCGAAUCCGAUACCGAUACCAAUAGUAUAUGUCACAUGUAGUUUCCAGUUGUAGUUCUUCUUUAUCCUUCCCUCCACUAUCUGGAGUACCACUUCUAUAUUGUAGUGAGAAAACCAGGACGGGUUCAAACAGAAAGAUUUUGAAAGCAGAGAAAACUGUGCACCUUAAAAUAAGCAUGACUUUAUCAGAUGACAAUGGGAAUACUAAAAAUCCAGGCUAAAAAUAAAGCACAGGUACUUUAAUUCAGUCACAGACCCGCGAUGUCACGGGUGUGUUCUAGUACUCCUAAAAAAUUAUAGUAUAUCUUAUUGAAUAUACUUUAGACAUGUAUACAAAAUGCACUAGGUCCUCUUAUGCUUAAAAUCCCCCAUGGAGAUUUUGAAAAGUUGGCAGGUAUGAGCUAUUGAUCUGGUAUGUAUAAUAAUCAUUCUUAAAUCUAGUUUACAUGUUGAAUUGAUUUCUUUUGACAGCACUGCUGCUCUUGUACUUAAUUAUAAUCUUCAAUUUGUGUACAUUUGUUUUGUCAUGCCUGCAUAUAUUGACUUUUGACUUUUAAUAAAUGUAAUUGGUAAUGAAGAAAUGCAAAUUGAGCUUACCUUUAUGUUAAUUGGUUUUGGUUGUGCUUCUUUUAUAGAACAGUGGCCUUUCAAGUUUCAAAGUUUCAUUAAAAACAAGUGAAGCAAAGUGAGAUACAAGUGUUUUUUCUGUCAUCAUUAUGAACAUGUAAUUUUCAAUUUGCUGAUUUUAUCCAUUUCUCCAUAGGUACUUAUGAUACUAAGUUUGUGGAUUUUGUUUAUAGUUGUAUUAGCAUACUUACAUCUGAAUUAAAUACAGUAUAUGAAGCCCUGUGCAGCCAGUUAUACUAGCAACCUUGAAAUUUUAUUAUUGUUGAAAUGUUAAUAUUUUAGAUAAGUUUUAUGAUAUGCUAUUUAUUUUAUAGAAUAAAGUAGUUUGCAUUCUAUUAUAUUAUUAUCUGAAUAUCUAAUUUUCAAAAAGAUUGUGAGGCCUUAGUCUUAAGGCAUUCUGGAAGAAACCUGAAACUGAUUUCUCUUCAGAAUUUUUGCAUGUACUUUGUAUAUCCACUACCAUAUACUUACAGUAUUAUGAGAGUCCAAAUUCUGCUGUUGAUUUUAAUAAAAAUCAGGCAGCUUAGUUAUUUUUUUAAAGCUUUUUUGUUUGUUUUACAGGCAAUGCACAACAAUGCACUUUGAAUCUAUUCAUAUCUUGUUCUGUUUGUUUUCAUUUUGAUUCACUAAUCAGAAUACAUAUAUUGAUAGCAUUGUAAGAGUUCUUUAUUUGUAGCAAUCAAGAAUAACUUUACAUUGAGGAGAAAUUUAACUUCAGAUUUGAUAACAAUUUGAAAAUUUCAAAUUAUUUUUGUCCUUUUAACCAGACAUUUUUUUACUUUUUGUUUAAUCAUAUAUAACAUUUUAUGAUGCUUUCAAUAUAACUUAUUUUCUAUUCAUUUGUAACAGCACACUGUUUUAGAUGGGUCAUAAAAAUCAUGUUAUUUUAUUUAACAAAUUACAAUGUAUCUACCUCACAGUAUUAAAUUCAUCACAGAAGAUUAGAUAUUGUUUAGGACAUGUAAUGUAAAGGAAAAGACAGAUGCACUUUGUUGUAUAAAGCAUACACCCACUCUUAAUUCAAAGUAUAUGGAAAACAUUAAAAGGCGUCUGACAGAUCUGAAAAGAGCUCAGACAUAACUACUCAUCACUGUUGAGCUGCUGACCAAAUAUGAAAUUAUUCUGUUCAAUAGUUAUUGGAGAAAGGUGUGAAGAAAUAGAUUGAAGUUCAUCCACCAUAUUGAAAAAUUUAAAGUAUUGGCAAACAGGAAGUAUAAGUGUCUCACAUAUCUGAAAAAAAAGCUCACACAUUACAACUCAUCAUUGUCAGACUGCUGACCAAAUAUGAAGUCAUCUUGGUCAAUAGUACCUGUCAAAAGUAUGACAAAAAUAUUUGUUGGACAAAUUGAUGAAAUAAUGGACAGAUAAGAUGAAAACAAUAUUGGUAUAAAAUGACCUGUUGUCCAUACUUUGCAAUUUUUUUCUGAACUUCAUCAAAUACUUUCCUUAUUUGAAACUACUGGUAAUUUGAACCAAAUAAUGUAAUUUUGCAUCAUGGGAUAAGUGAAUAUUUUGUAUGAAGAUGCUGAGACUGACCAAUACAAAUAUGAGCAUGUCAUUUUAAGUUAAACUAAUGAUUGAUUUCUGAAUUGAUAUUUGCCUUUCAUGGCGAUAUACUAAAAUGAUGAUAACACUCUUGAAUUACGCACUGGAGUUGCUCUUAGUUGCAGAAGUCGGAUCUGAAUUUUGGAACAUACUGCCAUUUCUUGUCUUGAUUUCUAAAUCAUUAAAAAUAGCUACUGGUAUAUAAAUAAAAUUUAAUGUAAUGUUCAUUUGCUCCCAGUAUAUAAAUUAAUAUUAAUGGAGUUGUUUGUAUGUUGAAGGUUGAUUUUUAAUUCAGAUAACCUAAAUAAAAGGGAUAUUUAAUCGGGCUAAGUAAGAUUAAAGAAUCCAUUAGCCUUUCCUCAUCAUUUCAGAAAAAGCAUAACUAGUUGAGGCUGCCCUAGUUCUGCGAGUUUUAAACAAACCAGCAUCAAUACAGUUUUCAUCCAUCUAGUAAAUGGAUAGGUGACUGGUCUCAAUGGUUAAGAAAAAAUAAUAUAUUAUUUAUUGUAUGCAUUGCAUUUCAUUGAUGGACAGCAAUGUUGAUGACAGCUUUCAAUCAUCUGGUUUUACAAAGGCAACAUCUCACAUGAUAACAAUAUUGUAUAUAAUUUUUACAUCUUUUGUCAACAAAAUUAUUCUGUAUGUAUGAAUUUGUUAUUGACGGCUUCUUUGGUGCUCUAUUGUAAUACAUCUUGAUGCAUAUAGCUUAAAAUAACAUCAGCAUGUUUUUCAUUUGCGCUUCAAAUUUUAAUUUAUUGAAAAAAAGUAUCUUGUAUAUGAUCAUGUUAUUUCUAUAAUUGCUCUAAAGAUAAAUUAUGGCAUUCAUUCAGUGUUCUCCCCAGGGCCUUUUAGUAUCAUGGUAAUGUGAUGCUAUAAUCUUAAAUGUGAUGCUAUCUGAAGUGGUUUUCUUAUAGAUUAUGUUAUGGAUGUGAUACUAUAAUUUUUAUAAACAAGAUGGUAUUUCAAUUUCCCCUGUUUACCAGGAUGCUAAAUGAAAUAUCUGGGGAGAACACUGUCAUUAUAAUUUUGUUUGCAUUUUAAAUAUUAGAUAUCAUAAUGUUAUAUUUCAUGUGCUUUACUGAAUGCAAAUACAUUAAGUUUUUGGUGAAGUAAAUCAAAUAAAAACGUGUAUGCCACUUCAUUGUAGAUGAUACUUGGUUAUUAUAUGGAUAUCCUGAAUUUGAAUUUUGGAGGUCUUGAAAUAUUUCAGUAGCUCCCUAAAUAAUAUAUUUUUCACCAAAUCCACACCUCACAGACAUCUUUAUGGUGUGCAAUUAAAUUUGUUAAAAACUAUCAAUACAAGUAUUUUCAAUGUAAGUGAAACGAAGAUUAGGAGGUAUGAAUUCUUUAAUAUACAUCCCUCUAAUUUCCACUGUAUAUCAACCUGUCAUACUCCUGAAAUAUAAAGAUGUUAGAAAAGGGAAAAUAUUAAAUUCCCAAAAUUCACUUCAAAAGAUGAGUAAAAAAUGUUUGAAUUUGAGCAAUUUUCUCUGCCUCCCCCUCCCCAAAAUUUUUUUUAGGGAAAAAAUUGGCCCAUAUAUAUUGUGCACCAUAUUUUUCUUUCUUUUUGUUGUGCAUGGAAUGAGAGCAGCAGAGAAAAUAUCAAUGGAUUGUAUUGUUAAUUUGUAUAAUGUAAUGCCAAGAGGCAAUAUGUAAUGUUAAAUUUCUGUUGGGUUUAACCUGUACUUGAGGCAAGAUAAAAAUAUAUUCCUAGGCUAUUA
Molecule: messenger RNA, 6126 nt
Organism: Mytilus californianus (California mussel)
Lineage: Eukaryota; Metazoa; Mollusca; Bivalvia; Mytilida; Mytilidae
Product: lipid droplet-regulating VLDL assembly factor AUP1-like
Exons: 12
Coding region: 54-1289 (411 amino acids)
Cellular component (GO): membrane
Molecular function (GO): ubiquitin binding
Source: RefSeq, a predicted model, not a curated record